Symbiodinium pilosum is the source of this 487-nucleotide messenger RNA. NCBI's taxonomy places the organism in Eukaryota, Dinophyceae, Suessiales, Symbiodiniaceae. The record is from the annotation of a GenBank genome assembly.
GUUUUGCGACGCAAUCUGUGACCUCGGCUUUGCUGGGGCGCAAUGCCGGGCAGACUGUGACAGCAAUGCUCGGAAGAUCACGCGGACCUUUUGCAGGUGCGGCCUCUGCUCCGAGUAUCACCUGCUUCAGGAAACUGAGGACGUUGGCCUCUUGCACUUCCGCGCGCACGCGAUGACGGAGGUCCAGCAGAACAACGAGGCGUCCAGCGAGGAAUCCAGCGAGAAGAUUUGCGACGAUGGCCUGCGGUGCAAAGGGGAUCGUGAGCUAUCUUGUAUUAAGGGCUGCAUGGCAAAGUUCUCGGACGUGAAGAACAUCCUUGAGACCUAUGAGGAAAGCUGCCCAGAUUGCAAGGUCAGAGGUCCGAAGGACGAUGAUGGCAAGAAGCGGGAUGAUGAUGGCAAGAAGAAGGAUGACGAUGGCAAGAAGAAGGACGAUGAUGGCAAACGGAAGGACGAUGAUAAGAAGGACGACGACAAGAGGAACAAG